This is a messenger RNA of Coccidioides posadasii C735 delta SOWgp, 3111 nucleotides long. Lineage: Eukaryota; Fungi; Ascomycota; Eurotiomycetes; Onygenales; Onygenaceae. The record is from RefSeq and is a predicted model, not a curated record.
CUGUAUGGUAAUAAGAGCUGCAGGUGUGUUGCGGCUUCCCGGGAACCGAACCUCGAUGGCGAAACGAUGUUGCAAUAACUUUCACGCUCUCCCGUCCUGGGGGCCCUGGUCUCUCUUUUCGAACCCUCAUCGAUCGCUUCCUAAGCCGGGCCAAUAAUAUGGCCCGCUUUGCAAAGCAAACCCACCUCUUUCCGGGAGCCAAGCGCUUGUCUCGUCAAAAUGGCGAUUUUCCGCCCUGCUAGCUUUCGAAUCUUGGCCUGCGGAACCACCCGCGGUGCCAACGAAGGCCCUUUUUUUCUUUUUUUUUUGGCACACAUGAUUCCCGGCAUCCGGGCAUGCUACUCUCCACAUCCGAUUUAUGUCUCCGCGUGGGUCUGUCCGCUUAAUGGGCUUUGCCCUAAGGCUUGAGAUUCCAAACGCAUUUUGCUUAAGGUACGGAGUAUGCCGCUCCGGUCUGGUUUCAAUCUCCGCGGAGCGACAGCUUUUCUUGAUCGAAUUCUGCUUCGAAAUUUAUUCACACUAUCGCAUGGUCUUUCGAACCCCCAGGCCGGUGGAUUCGCAUGUUGUCUAGACCCGUCACACGGCUAACCCCAGGAACGAACGUUGCUCGAAGUGGCUCCAAUGCCUUCCCCCGGAUGACGUAGUCCCAGCCAGAAGUAUUGUAUAUAAGAUCUUUCCUCCGGCUCUUUGAAGAGGAUUUGUUUCUUAUUCCUUUCAAUAAUAUCGCAUUAUCAACAAGCAAACUACUUUACCAGUCUUAAUAACUUUAGUAUUAAGACCUCGAUCAUCCCUCUGCAGCUAUUUUCAAUGUUUUCCUUUUUCUCCAGACAACAGCCACAGCAACCACAACCAGAGCCGGCCAAGGAAACAGCUACAAUGACAUCCAUUGAACGGCCACCGAUCCAGCACGUCGACGAGGCUUCCUUCAAAGAUGUGUCCAGCCGCGUCGCCUAUCUCAAAGCUUUCCUCAAAUUCACCGAUGAAGACGGCGCUGCUCUGAACGCUGCGAAACCCAUCAUCGCCCCCGCCGUGCCCGCGGUCCUCGAUAUCAUCUACACAAACCUGAUCUCAUUCGACGUCACUGCGAAAGCCUUUGUGCCUCGCCAACCCGAGCAGGACCAGAACGACGCAGAGGCAACUGGCGUCGAAGACCUCACACUCACGCACCCCAAUAUCCUCCACCGCAAAGAUUUCCUGAAGCUCUACCUUGUCAAGCUCGUCAGCAACACAGAUUGGUCGGACAAUAGCAAGUUCUGGGAUUACCUCGACAAAGUCGGCCUGAUGCACACGGGAGAACCUGGCUUCAAACACCGUGCCAAGCGGCCUCAGCUUCGCGUCGAGCUGAUGCACUGCAGUGCCUUGCUGGGAUUCGUGGAAGACAUUGUUCUCAACGCUGUCAUGGGCGCGCAAGAUGUUGACCUUCCCACAAAGACGAAGAUCAUCCGCGCCUUUAACAAGCUCCUCUGGAUCCAGAAUGAUCUAUUCUUGAAACACUACGCUCCAGAACCGUGGAGCGAACAGGAGGAAGAAGUGGCAGCCAAUUGAAAUCGGAGUCUCCUGCCGUUACGCACCUUUUCUUCUUUAAUGACAGAAAACAUCCAAAUGGAUAGAUGACGUGAAAUGACCUGUUGACCACUUUCCACUCUGGGGUUCCGGCGUUGGGAUAUUAUUGUGUUAGUACGCAGUGCUUCGCUUUUUUCACUUCACCGUUUUCGUUUGCGAAUAUCAAUUGCCCGCAUUUUUCUUCGAAGCCAUUGUCGAAUUUUCGAAGAUAGAGAGCAUUCAGGUGAUCGGACUUGUAGUGGAAAUAGCAUCCUCUUAAAUAAUUCUAAGCUAAGAAUCCUCCUAUACUUUCUUCCAUUAUCUACAACCACCUUGGGUAAUACCCUAGGAGCAAGCACGAAAGCUUGCUUACGAAACCGAUGCGUACAAGGUUGUGGCUGCCGACUGUUUUUUUACGGAUGAAGAAUUGCCGACAGAAGCUUCUGCAAAGACAUUUAUGUACACCUGUGACCAAAGGGCAUUGCUGCAGCAACGUUUUUUUACCGUAAGAUUUGGGCUUUGCAGAUGAGUAAUAAGCUGGGCUGAAGGUAUCGCUGCGGUGGGUGGUCUAACGGCCACUGUUUUUCUAUCCCGCAGCAGAUGUCGAUAUGGUGGAUGUGAUGGUCAAAUUCGAAGGAAUUUUCGCUUCUUUUAAUUGGAAAUUUGCUGGCAGUGGCCCAAGAAUUGUCCAGCCUUCAGCUGUUCCUUUAAAUUCCUGCGUCAUUCGUUAUCAGUAUGGUCGGAUUCGCCUGAGUUCAUCGUUUGCGGGAUCAUCUUGGAGUCGCUGGUGAAGUACACGUCGUACUAACGACCAUGGAAUCGGGGUUUCUAGGAAGACUGUUAAGACCGGUGAAAUGGAUAAGCAGUCGAGGAAUACGCAAAGACUGUAGUUGCGUCUCAAGUUUCAAUAAAUGACAGAUGGCGUCUGCUUGUUGAGGAAUUGGGAGCAAUGAUCUCAUACUAUGACUCCAGACGUACGCGCCUCGGAAAGCUCGAGCGUAUCCCUAAAUACAGGCCAAGAUGAUGUUAGCGGAAUAGUUUGCUCGGCAGGUCCAAAUAUGCCUUCUUGCACAUAUCCCUCUCAGCUCCUCAUCCACCUUAGAUUGGAGGACUAGUUUGUUCCGCGAACGACGGCACGCAUGAUCAAUCGCUUGGAUCCGGGAGGGCGAACCAGGGGGUCGAGAAGGGAAUUUUCUUGACAUUCUUUACGUACAAAUGCCAGCGACGGCCGGAUGAAUCAAGGGGAAAGUACGUGGAUGAUCUGUGCAGUUGACUGUAUUUGGUUUUUGGGGUCUUUGAAGAUGUUAUGGUAAGAUGACGAAUCUCGGGGUUGGCAUAGAGACGAGCGAUCAUUCUCCAUGUUUAGCAACGAAACAUCCACAACUGAAGCACAUCCUAUGCUUGAGAGGUUAGAAGAGUGUCUGAGAGAAAUUAAAUAGGCGAUGCAGCGUUCCAGAGGCUUGCUUUUGAUCGAGUGAAGGACAAAGGAAAAUGUCUGCUGCGAGAGAACUGAUGACGCGUUGGUCUCAUGGCAUGGUGCUCUAGGACCGUCGAUGCCUCGCUAGGAGC